AUGAACCAAUCCCAGCGUCCGAAACGGACCAGCAAUGCCUGUCAACGAUGUCGGUCCAGGAAGGUCAAGUGCUCUGGGACACAUCCUUGCGACAAAUGUCGUCAACGUCGUCAGAAUUGUGUCUUUGAGGAAGAUCGGAAGAUUGUUGUCUCAGAAGAACUCUUUCUCUCCUUAAAACGCAGAGUUGAGGAACUCGAGGGAUUACCCCCCUCUCCGACCAGCAAGCGACACCGUACCUUGAGGGAAGACAUUCCCCCAGAGUUUGUCGAUAACGUACAAGCAGAAACCAACCCCGAAGUAACAACACCAAUUGCGACCGAUGCCGACUCCCACGACGACCGAUUCGCAUCUAAUCCUUUAGUCUCGCCUUCAACAUAUGUCAAGCAUACCGGUCGACAACACCGAAAGUGGCUAUUCCUUGGCCCUACCUCAACAUGGUCCUUCAGUCGACGAAUUCUCAACAUCGUCCAAGCCCGAAUAAACCCCGACAGCCAGCGACCGAUUCCGUUGGCGGUGGAUGGCGAUGCGUACCAAAUACACUGGCGACAUGCGAGCUCCGAGGAGGUCCCGGACACCAGUGGCCUGCCGUCGUUGGAGCACGCGCUUUACAUGGUGAGCACGGUACAAUUCCACUUUGGCAAUAUGUAUCGACUCUUCGAUGAGGACUCAUUUCUCCGCCAUCUCAAUGAGUUUUACAAAAACGCCGCAGAGAAGGUGCAGGAAUCGCGUCUCUGGUACGUGCAGUUUCUCGUGAUCCUGGCCUUUGGGGAGGCUUUCUUGGCUCCAGUGCGCACGGCUUCCAAUACGGCGUCGUGGACCAAAUACUUUUCCAGAGCCAUGUCGCUGCUGCCGGACAUCACGGGGCUCUGGCAGGACCCAACGCUGGCAAUUGAGACUCUGGCGCUCAUUGCGGUGUACUUCUACUCCGUGGAUAUGAGAGAUACUGCCUAUUGUUAUAUGGGACAUUCCAUGCGGAUGGCGCUAGUUGAGGGGCUCCAUCGUGCUCAGCCUGUGGAGCAACUAGGGCAGAAACUCGUCACGCGCUGGAGCAACAUCUGGUGGACGGUAUAUAUUCUGGACCGCAAAUUCUCAUCGUUCAUGGGGUCGCCUUACUCGGUCAAUGACGAUGACGUCAAUGCCGUUCUCUGGGACCCUCGAACAUGCUCGCAGAAUGAGGCAGUCUUGAGUCUGCAUGUCCGGAUCUCCCAGGUUGCUGCUCGUGUACUGAACACGGUUUACAGUCCCGACGGCACGCUAGGCGGGCUCUUUCUGCGCAAGGUUCGCUCUGUCUUGCAAGAAAUGUCCGAUCUGUCGCGCGAGCUCGAUGAAGUGUUCUCCAACCGGUUUGCGAAUUCAGUCGACGCCCUCUCGGGUGUCACCACACGCCUGACCCUAUCAUGCCAUUCAUGCAUCAUCGUCACCACAAGACCUCUUGUCUUAAGCCUUUUAUGGGAACGCCUCAGUUGCUACGAAGAAGGCGCCGAGUUUCGCACAUUGUCGUCACCUGUACAAACCCUCCUCCAAGCAUGUAUCGACUCCGCCAUAAAGUCUCUAAAAAUCCUAUCUGCUCUGCGAGACCAGAAUCUGCUCGAAACAUUCCUCCCCUUCGAUCUCGAGAACCUCUUCUCCUCCUUCUUCGUCCUCUCCCUCAUCGCCGCCAUCCUACCCGACGCAGCGAUCGACCCAACCUACCGUGAAACAGGCUUCGGCUUGCUGAAUGAGAUGAUCGGACGGGGUAACCGUGUCGCCCAACUGCGCAAGUCCGAGAUCGAGCUCCUCGAGGAACUCGUCCAGCCCUUGAGCCGCCGGCACAGCACCCCCUCAGUCAAUGCAGAGUCAGCACAUGGCCAGCUGGCCACUCCGGAAAGCCAACAACGACCGCUCGAACACCUUGCACAGAUUUCUGGCACUACUACGUGUGGGGUGGAUAGUAUCCCGACGAUCCCGCCCUCCGAUGUGCCUCCCGAUCCGGAGGAUGAGCUAUCGCUAGACUGGCGGGGUCUUGGGUUGUCGUUGGAUUACAUGCUCUCUGUGACGGAUCAAUUGAAUGCCAAUAACUUGGUGAUGGAUGCGGAGCGGGAGGGGCUGCAGACAGAUCUGUGGUUGUGGGAGGAUAGCUAA
Molecule: messenger RNA, 2121 nt
Organism: Aspergillus saccharolyticus JOP 1030-1
Lineage: Eukaryota; Fungi; Ascomycota; Eurotiomycetes; Eurotiales; Aspergillaceae
Product: putative C6 transcription factor
Exons: 9
Coding region: 1-2121 (706 amino acids)
Biological process (GO): positive regulation of transcription by RNA polymerase II; DNA-templated transcription
Cellular component (GO): nucleus
Molecular function (GO): sequence-specific DNA binding; zinc ion binding; DNA-binding transcription factor activity, RNA polymerase II-specific
Source: RefSeq, a predicted model, not a curated record